AUUAACAAUACAAGACAAAAUACAUAAUCAAUAAAUUAGUAUUGAUUAAAAAAUAUGUAAUUGUCUUUAAUAUAUACAUAUACAUAUAUAUUCAUAUUACAUGAUUCAAAUAAUGUAAUAAUUGGGAACAGUCUUCUAUAUUGAUAAUAAAAAAAUAAACUGAUGUUUAAAAAAUUUUUUUUUUAUUAAAUUUCCAUGGUAAUUAUCUUUGAAAAUCGAACAGAAAUUCUAACAGUGGUUAUCUUGUUAGACGUUCAUACUAUUAGACAUAAUAAGCUAGUUAUCAAAUAAUCAUGUUUAUAAACUAACGUCAUAUUUAUAAAAUCCUAGUGAUUCAGUAUACAUUAGUUGUAUACUUUAUGCGCUUGUUAGAUCAUUUAUCACUUCCUUUAUGUAGUUAACGAUAUGUGAUACAAUCAAUGAUACAUCAUGAAAAAAAAAAAAUUUUAUUUAACAAGACUAUUGUUUUAAAAUUGCUGGUGAGGAUACAAGUACGAUGAUGAAAUAUUUAAUAAUUAUUGUCAUUGGGAUAAUUGAACUAGUAAAUGCUGAUAUCGAUUCGGCAUUUCGUGAUGCUGAAAUUGUUCCUGGUAUUUUAAUUAAUCCACCGAAUAAUGAGCUACAAGUAACAUACAGUUCAAAAAAAGUAAAUUUAGGUAACGAAUUAACACCAACAGAAGCUAAAGAUAUACCUGAAAUUAAUUACAAACAUGAAACUGAUGAUUUUUAUAGCUUAAUAAUGGCAGAUCCGGAUGUUCCAAGUCGUAGUAAUCCAUCAGUACCUGCAUUCUUCCAUUGGAUAGUCGUAAAUAUACCUGCUGGUAAUAUAGAGAAAGGCCAAGUAAUCAUCAGUUAUAUUGGACCAGGACCACCGAAAGAUUCAGGACUACAUCGUUAUAUUCUGCUACUAUAUAAACAACCGGGAAAACUAUCCUUCGACGACGAACGACUUGUACCUAACACUGAAGCAAAUGGACGAACUGGUCACUCUGUUAAAUCAUUUGCCGAUAAAUAUAAAUUCGGUGAUCCUAUUGCUGGUAAUUUUUACGAAGCUUCUUACGACGAGUAUGUUCCUAUUUUACAUAAACAACUUGGAAUUAUAUAACUCGCCACUGUACAUUAGUAUUUUUAAUCAUCAGUCAGUAAUAAUUCUACUGAUUUCUUCAGUGAAUUAAUUUUUUACUAUUGACUUUGUGAAAAUUCUUAUUUCUUCUUUCAAUAAAAAUGAACAAACUUUGGGCUCUCAAAAUUUAUGUUUUUAAUUUAUAAUUGAAAUAUUUCUUAGUAAUUCGUUAUUCACAUAAUAGUAUAUUACACACCUAGGGAGAAAAAUAGAACAUUCUGGCCUGUGUAAUUGCGAUCCUCGUUUUCGGCUUUGGUAGACAAUUACACACGGGUUGGAAUGUUCUAAUUUCCUCCCUAGGUGUAUAAUGUACUAAUUUAUGUGUAAUUGUAACCUAUAGGAUAUCUACUAAUAGGGUGUUCUUUAGACCCAAAUUUUAUGGGUGUACCUGAAGAAUUUUUGUACUGAAAAAAUAUAUUGCCGUAAUAACAAUACAGUUAGGUUAUAAUUUAGAUUUAAAUUUUAUUUUAUGCCAAGGCACAGGCCAAAUGGCAAUUUCAAUUACAAAUUGAUUACAUCCUUGGUAGAAAUUUUUUGGACUUCUGUCUUAAAAAGUCUUAAGAAUUAUAGAACUGAGUUUUUAAGACAGAAGUCCGAAAAAUUUCCACCAGGGAUACGAAUAAGUAUAUAAGAUUAUAAACGUGAGUACAUAAUAUGGGCAUAGAAGUAGGAUGUUUUUUUCAAAGGAACAGUAAAUAUUUAAGAUACAAUAAAAUAAUGUAAAAGAGUAAAAUAUCACAAAGCAAUUCUUUUUUUAACUUUUUUAUGAAGUCAACAUUAGGAGCUCCUUAAGAUGUCAUGAUAAAUUCAUACUGAAGUCUUAUUUGCGAAGUCAGAAAAAAGAACUCUUUGAGAUCUCUUGUUAAAGAUGUCUUACUGAGUUCGUUAAGUGGCUCAUUCGACAUCUUGAGAACUUCUUUAAGACUUCUUUAAGAUGUUGAUGAGACGUCCAAAUCAUAAAUAGAAACUCAUUCAGAACUCAUCAAGACGUCAUUUUGCUAUCUGGGAAUAUAAUAUAUAUCUAAAAAAGAAUUACGUCACAGAAAAAAAUUCAAAAAUGAAAAUUUAUAAAUAAAUUUAAUACAAAAACAAUGGAAUUAAUAUUUUAAUUUCUUAUAUAUAAAUGUAACCUUCAUCUAUGAU
Molecule: messenger RNA, 2266 nt
Organism: Microplitis demolitor
Lineage: Eukaryota; Metazoa; Arthropoda; Insecta; Hymenoptera; Braconidae
Product: protein D2
Exons: 4
Coding region: 497-1105 (202 amino acids)
Source: RefSeq, a predicted model, not a curated record